AAGCCUCGCAUUUCCUCGACGGGUUCUCCCCUCAAUUCUCUUCCUUUCUCUGCGUCUUCCUCAGGUGGCUUCGUCACCGGUUUUUCUCCUCGCGUUCGUGCUCCGCUGUGUGUCCGGAGUGCCGCGACAGAUCGAGGGCGUUCUCCGCUUCCACCUUGCGGUUCCCAAUUUCGAUUUUUCUCCGUCACCAUGGGGCGCAUGUACGGUCCUGGAAAGGGCAUGUCUGCCAGCGCUCUCCCCUGGCGCAGAAAGCCCCCGACAUGGCUGAAAAUCAAGCCGUCGGACGUCGAAGAGCACAUUGCCAAGCUCGCAAAGAAGGGCCAGACCCCCUCCCAGAUCGGCGUCACACUGAGAGACUCCUUCGGAGUGCCGCAGGUUAAAUCCGUCACUGGCAACAAGAUCCUCCGUAUCCUCAAGCUCCAAGGUCUUGCCCCCGAGCUGCCUGAGGACUUGUACUACUUGAUCAAGAAAGCCGUGAGCGUGCGAAAGCACUUGGAGAGAAACAGGAAGGACAAGGACGCCAAGUUCCGUCUGAUUCUUGUUGAGUCUCGAAUUCACCGUCUUGCUCGCUACUACAAGCGCACAAAGCAGCUGCCUGCGACGUGGAAGUACCAGUCUGCCACUGCGUCGGCUCUGGUUGCGUAACUACUGAGAUUGUCAAAGGGGGAAAGGGGAGCGAUGCCCAACUGUCCAGAGUGAGAGGCAGAGAGGCGUGAGUGAGUCCUCUCUGGGCUUCCGGGGCGGUGAGGUUCCUGCGGAGUCGGUGCGUCGGUCUCGACUUCUAUUCUUGGAAACAGGAGAGGGAACGUCGAGCGCGCAGCAGUUCGUCUCCAACGUGGAGGACCGGACCGCCUCGACGCAAAGUUCAGAGACUCAGAACUCACGCAUGCCUUCAACUUUACUUCGAAACCUGUCGGAGACAC
Molecule: messenger RNA, 923 nt
Organism: Toxoplasma gondii ME49
Lineage: Eukaryota; Apicomplexa; Conoidasida; Eucoccidiorida; Sarcocystidae
Gene: RPS13
Product: ribosomal protein RPS13
Exons: 3
Coding region: 190-645 (151 amino acids)
Biological process (GO): translation
Cellular component (GO): ribosome; cytosolic small ribosomal subunit; nucleolus
Molecular function (GO): small ribosomal subunit rRNA binding; structural constituent of ribosome
Source: RefSeq, a predicted model, not a curated record